Messenger RNA from Paramecium octaurelia, 1426 nucleotides. Lineage: Eukaryota; Ciliophora; Oligohymenophorea; Peniculida; Parameciidae. The record is from the annotation of a GenBank genome assembly.
AUGGAUUGUUUUAAUUUAGUGCUUUUGGAGAAACUAUUUAACAAGUAUACAAAAAAUGGCUGCAUCGAUGAUCUCAAACAAUGGCAUGGAUUUUUAGAAUUUUUAUAUGUGAACCAAUUAUUUGAUCCCAACGAUAUGCUUAAGAUUAAAGAUAGCGUGAUUUACUUUCCUUUAGUGUUUGAGAAUCUUAAGAAAAUCUUUGCAAAUGCUAAUAUUGUACCUGCUUUGUAAGAAAUGUCAAGAGAAUUAGACAAACUUUAUAAUUAAGUAAAUGAUUGCAGGACAACAUUAAAAAACUGGAAUUAUCAAACAUUUUCAGUUGAGGACAUGAAAUACACAACAAAAACAUAUGAAGAAAUUGAGAAAGAAUUUCAAGACUUUAAGAAUGAAUUCGAUGAUUUUGCAGGAGAUGUUAUUAUUGUAAACUAACCUAUACAAUCCCUGAAAAGUGUUGUGAAAUCUUUUCCAAUAAUUGAAUCUGUAUUGUAUGACUGUUAUCCAAGAAUCCUUUGGAGUUUUUAAGUAGUAAUCGAGAUAAGAUAGACCGAGAAUAUGCUAAAAUCAGAGUGAAAUCUGUUUAAUACCGUAACUAAGCAAUUAAAAUAUUGAAAUAAGGAUCAAUAAAAGUUUAAGUUGGUUAUGAUCAUAUGAACGAUGCUCCAGUAGAAGUAUGGUUAAUACCAAAGUAAAAUUAAAUAUUACAUUAGAUGUAUGUGGAGAUAACAAGAAUAAUGUGAAUUAUUGAACACAUUUGAAGCUCAUCACGAAUUGAUUUUGUCUUAGUUUUUUCCAAAAUAUUUGGGAUAAGAUUUAUUAUCUGAUGAAAAUAAUUUCUAGCAUUUUAUGGAAUUAAAGAGAGGACAUACUUUAAAAUACUUACUCAAGCAAUCUAAAAAACCACUAACUCCUGACUACUUAUUUUUUAGAACUACUAUGAGAUAAGUUUUUGGUGGUUUAUUUGAUAUUUUAAGAAUGACUAGAUUUCAUCCUGUUUUACCAAUAACACUCGCAAAUAUCUAAGUUGGAAAUGAUGGAGUCUAAAUUUAUUUAAGAAAUGUUAAAUUUUCAGAAUUAAGAGAAGAUGAUUAAAACUUAGAAGCAACUUUAUUGGAAAAUUUUGCCUAAAUUAUUAUGUCUGCAUUGGGAAGUAAAUAAAAAAAAUAAUUCUUUAGUGAAGAGGGCAGAUGUUGGAAAAUUGGGAAAGUAUUUGGAUUGGAAAAAUCUAUUACAAGGUUUGUUUAAUGCUGAAGAAGACCAUUAACUCUAUAAAAGUAUUUGUUUAUAUUAUUUAUCCAUCAUAGAGGGUGUCAUUUAGUAAAGGUUAACCUUUUGUUAAUUACUCAAUCACGAUUUAUUUGAUGAUGAAUUGUUGAGUAACUUUGAAGUGAGUGAAGUUGUUUAAAGUUAUCAUGAUUGGAUUUCCUGA